This is a messenger RNA of Rubroshorea leprosula, 891 nucleotides long. The record is from the annotation of a GenBank genome assembly. Lineage: Eukaryota; Viridiplantae; Streptophyta; Magnoliopsida; Malvales; Dipterocarpaceae.
UUCUCCUUUCCCUUCUCUUUCCCCUCGGAACCCAACAGGCUUGGGUUCCUUCAAACCCACCCAGGCGCUGGGUUCUUUGUGAACCCAGGCAACAUGCUUGGGUUCGGUUCCUUGCGAACCCAGCGCCUGGGUUCGCAAGGAACCCAAGCGUACUGGGUUCGUGUUUGGUGCUGGGUUCGCGUCUGGGUUCGCACCGAACCCAGCAUGCCUGGGUUUGGUGGAACCCAGCACGCUUGGGUUCGGUUCCUUGCGAACCCAGGCGAACCCAAGCGUGCUGGGUUCGCGCCUGGGUUCACACCGAAACGCUUUUGCCUGGGUUCGCACCGAACCCAGCAUGCUUGGGUUCGGUUCCUUGCGAACCCAGCGCCUGGGUUCGCAAGGAACCCAAGCGUACUGGGUUCGUGUUUGGUGCUCGGUUUGCGUCUGGGUUCGCACCGAACCCAGCAUGCCUGGGUUUGGUGGAACCCAGCACGCUUGGGUUCGGUUCCUUGCGAACCCAACGCCUGGGUUCGCAAGGAACCCAAGCGUACUGGGUUCGGUGCGAACCCAGGCAAGCGUGCUGGGUUCGGUUCCUUGCAAACCCAGCACCUGGAUUCGCAAGGAACCCAAGCGGGCUGGGUUCUUCGAUUUACUGGGUUCUCGAUUUGCCAGGUUUGAUUUUUUUUUAAAAUAUUUAUGUUUAGAAGCUUGAAUUUUAUGGAUAUUUUUGGAUUGCAGCUGAUUAUUUUGCUAGUGAAUAUUUUGUUUGUGUGGGUUGUUCUCAUUGAGAAUUUGGCAAAAUUUGGUUGAGAGAAAAAAUUUGCCCAGCAGAUCAAGAACCCAGCAGAUCACUGGGUUCGAUCAAGAACCCAGCCAUCUGCUGGGUUCUUGAGAACCCAGCGAGGGUUCGAU